Messenger RNA from Prunus armeniaca (apricot), 783 nucleotides. The record is from the annotation of a GenBank genome assembly. Lineage: Eukaryota; Viridiplantae; Streptophyta; Magnoliopsida; Rosales; Rosaceae.
AUGGCUUUGUUUCUUUGCUUCCUCUUCUUCCUUCUCAUCUCCUCUGCCUCUGCUUGUGACCGCUGUAGGCACCAAUCCAAGGCAGCCUAUUUCUCCACAGCCUCUGCACUUUCAUCUGGGGCUUGUGGAUAUGGUUCCUUGGCCUUGGGACUUGGUGGAGGACACCUUGCAGCUGGUGUGCCUUCCCUCUACAAAGAUGGAGCUGGCUGUGGUGCAUGCUUCCAGAUAAGAUGCAAGAACACAACUCUUUGCACAAAACAAGGGACCAGAGUUACUUUGACUGAUCUCAAUAAAAGUAAUCAGACAGAUUUUGUUCUCAGCAGCAGAGCUUUCAUGGCCAUGGCUCAAAAGGGUUUGGGCCAAGACAUUUUGAGACACGGCAUUGUCGAUGUCGAAUAUAAGAGGGUACCAUGUGAAUACAAAAACCAAAAUCUAGCCUUGCGUGUGGAAGAAUCGAGCCAAAAGCCACAUUACUUGGCAAUCAAAAUUCUGUAUCAAGGUGGUCAGACAGAAAUAGUAGCCAUUGAUGUUGCUCAGGUUGGUUCUUCAAAUUGGGGUUUCCUGACUCGAAACAAUGGGGCAAUCUGGGACACGAGUAGGGUUCCGGCAGGGGCCCUACAGUUCCGGUUCUUGGUGACGGCCGGGUUCGAUGGGAAGACGGUUUGGGCAAAGAAUGUGCUCCCUGCUAACUGGAAACCUGGGAUGAUAUAUGACACAAGAGUUCAAAUCAUUGACAUUGCAAAAGAGGGUUGCUCUACUUGUGAUGAUGGGAUCUGGAAAUGA